Messenger RNA from Erinaceus europaeus (western European hedgehog), 1779 nucleotides. It is a transcript of the gene B3GALT4, whose product is annotated as beta-1,3-galactosyltransferase 4. Lineage: Eukaryota; Metazoa; Chordata; Mammalia; Eulipotyphla; Erinaceidae. The record is from RefSeq and is a predicted model, not a curated record. Gene Ontology annotation, molecular function: N-acetyl-beta-D-glucosaminide beta-(1,3)-galactosyltransferase activity. The coding region runs from base 371 to 1519 and encodes 382 amino acids. The transcript has a single exon. Gene Ontology annotation, cellular component: membrane.
CGCUCACUGCUCCACUUGAGCUCCCGCCCCGUCUCUGGGGGAAGCACUUGCACUUCAGCCAGUCCCCGCUUCGGAAAGACUUCCGGUUUCCGAGAAGGGCGGGCCUCGGCUCCGGGGGAGGGGCCGCGGGACACUCACGAUCUGUCAGGCAUGGAGCUCUGGGGCUGGGGUUGGGCAGCGGAUAAAGCCGGACCCACCGAGCUUCGGAGACGAGCUCUGGGGCGAAGAAGCUGUGAAGAGGUAAUCUUCCCGAGGCUGGGGGCGCGCUCCACCCAGCCAGCACCGGCGACAGGAACCUGGGCCCUCCACCCUCCAACCCCGCACUUGCUUCCGCCAGAUCCUCUCAGUCUGAGCCACACUGCGCCCCACCAUGCCGCUCAGCCUUUUCCGGCGCCUUCUCUUGGCCACCCUGCUGCUUGCGAUCGUCUGGACUCUCUUCGGGCCCUCCGGCAUCGGUGAGGAGCUGCUGAGCCUCUCGCUAGCCUCCCUGCUUCCUGCCCCGGCCUCCCCAGGGCCGCCCCUGGCCUUGCCCCGCCUCUUGAUACCCAAUGAGGAUGCCUGCACUCCUCCUGGUGCCCCGACCUUCCUGCUCAUCCUGGUGUGCUCCGCCACGGAACACCUGAACCAAAGAAAUGCUAUCCGGGCCUCGUGGGGAGGGGUGCGUGCUGCCCGAGGGCUCAGGGUGCAGACUCUCUUUCUGUUGGGAGAGCCCCAUGGAACUUAUUCCGACCAGAGUUCCCAGAAGCAGCUGGAACGGGAGUCUGCAGCUAAAGGGGAUAUUUUGCAGGCUGCCUUCCAGGACUCCUAUCGCAACCUUACUCUCAAGACCCUCAGCGGGCUGAACUGGGCAGAUAAGUACUGCCCCAUGGCUCGCUAUGUCCUCAAGACCGACGAUGAUGUGUUUGUCAACGUCCCGGAGCUGGUGGCAGAGCUGAUCCGAAGAGGGGGCCGUUGGGAGCAAUGGGAGAAGGGCAUAGAUCCCCAGAGAGAAGCUGGGGUUGAAAACAGACAGCAGGAAGGAAAGUCCACCUUGGGGAGCCGACAGGUGCCUCUCCUGUAUCUGGGCCGGUUGCACUGGCAGGUGCACCCCUCUCGAACACCAGGGGGCAAGCACCAUAUAUCAGAGGAACAGUGGCCUCUCAGCUGGGGGUCCUUUCCACCCUAUGCCUCUGGCACAGGGUAUGUGCUGUCAGCUUCUGCUGUGCAACUCAUCCUGAAAGUAGCCAGCCGGGCUCCCCCUCUACCACUGGAGGACGUCUUUGUAGGGAUAAGUGCCAGAAGAGGAGGCCUCAGCCCAACUCAUUGUGUCAGGUUAGCUGGUGCCACCCACUAUCCUCUAGACCGGUGCUGCUAUGGAAAAUUCCUGCUGACCUCCCACAGGUUGGACCCCUGGAAGAUGCAGGAAGUCUGGAAGUUACUGGGAGGCACUGAGGGAGGAAGGACUAAACCCUUCUGCACAUGGCUCCAGGGAAUACUGGGCAUUGCACGGUGUCGGAUAAAUGCCUGGUUUCAAAGCUGAGAGGCUUGAGGAAUGGAGAUGCACCCAGCACCCCCAUCACUGUCCCUCCCAGACCCAAGGGCAGGGCUCACUGGCUGCAGCUGAUCAGGUUCUCUAGACUGACUGCUCUGGCUGUUACCAAAGACUGAAGCAUACAGGAGAAACCUAAGGACCAGCCAGCCCCAAAGAUGAUCAUCAGGAAGAGGAAAUAACAAACAAUGGGCUUGUUCCCUCCGUUAUGGCAGAAGGGGCACAAACUCCUCAAUAAACUUGUCUUUCUA